GCUCAGGUUCAUAAAAGGGCUGAGCAUCAGGGGAGCUGGAAGCUGAGAGGCAGCCUACUGAUCUGUGCCUGUGGAGGACCUGGUGACAGAGCCUACAGCCAUGGCCAGGGACCUGACAGUGAAGAUGCUGGGGGGCGAGGAGUUCCUGGUGCCCCUGAGGGACAACAUGCUGGCCGAAGAGCUGAAGCAGCAGAUCGCCCAGAAAACUGGCGUGCCCGCGUUCCAGCAGAGACUGGCCAUCCACCCUGCUGGCACACUGCUGCGGGAUGGGGUCCCCCUCCUCAGCCAGGGACUGCGCCCCGGCAGCACCAUCGUGCUGGUGGUGCAGAGCUGCGAGGAUCCCCUGAGCAUCCUGGUGAGAAACGACAAGGGCCGCACCGUCGCUUACGAGGUCCGGCUGACGCAGAAGGUGGCUGAGCUCAAGCAGCAAGUGUGUCGGCAGGAGCACGUGCAGGCUGACCUGUUCUGGCUGAGUUUUGACGGGAAGCCCAUGGAGGACCAGCACCAGCUUGGGGAGUAUAAACUCACACCCCAGUGCACUGUGUUCAUGAAUUUGCGCCUGCGGGGUGGGUGGCAGGUGGGCAGGACCAGGGCGGCAGCGCUUGAGGGCUGACCACCCGAGUCCCUGACCAAGUGUGGGUAAUAAAAGUUGAUGCAAAAUUAAA
Messenger RNA from Suricata suricatta (meerkat), 665 nucleotides. RefSeq names its product ISG15 ubiquitin like modifier (gene ISG15). Gene Ontology annotation, molecular function: protein binding. NCBI's taxonomy places the organism in Eukaryota, Metazoa, Chordata, Mammalia, Carnivora, Herpestidae. The transcript is spliced from 2 exons. Gene Ontology annotation, biological process: post-translational protein targeting to endoplasmic reticulum membrane. The coding region runs from base 101 to 613 and encodes 170 amino acids. The record is from RefSeq and is a predicted model, not a curated record.